Molecule: messenger RNA, 627 nt
Organism: Thelazia callipaeda (thelaziosis nematode)
Lineage: Eukaryota; Metazoa; Nematoda; Chromadorea; Rhabditida; Thelaziidae
Source: the annotation of a GenBank genome assembly
AUGAAAACGAAUGAAAUCAAGCCUGAUGAAGAAGAUUCAUUUGCUGAAGAGUUUGCUAUUAAAUGGGAACGUCAAGUACGCUUGGAAUCUGAUAAAUCUGUCAGUGGGGGCUUAGCUUUCCGUUUAGCUGGAAGCAAAACACAUGGUGUAUUCGUUCAGUACGUGAAUCAGAAGUCAAAACAGUCAGAAAUUCUCUACAAAGGUGAUCGAAUACUGGAAGUCAAUGGUGUGGACGUUAGACGCUGGACGUGUGAUCAAAUUGCUAACAUAUUACGCUUAGUUGUACAAAACAAAGGCUAUGUUCUGUUGCAAGUAAUUCACAUUUUUCACGUAGGCGUCAGUCGUCAGCUGCACAACAGAAAAGGAGUGAUCUAUGAAAUUACCAAAGAUGCAAAUAGUAAUUUGCAAUAUUGUUAUCCUUCACGCGACCUGACUUAUAGCUACAAUAGUAGCCUUCCGGCGUCUACUUCUGAUACGACUGAUUUGAGCCAGCAAAAAAUUUAUGAGAAGACCGGAACAUGUACUGUGCAUUAUCGUCAAAAGGUAUCGUCAAGAAAAUCCAUGCAUUUUAGUUGCUACAAUCAGAACGAUGAACAGCAAUAUUCAUCUUGUCAUCAGCAAAAGUAA